Fusarium vanettenii 77-13-4 is the source of this 1650-nucleotide messenger RNA. RefSeq lists its product as uncharacterized. The coding region runs from base 1 to 1650 and encodes 549 amino acids. The record is from RefSeq and is a predicted model, not a curated record. Lineage: Eukaryota; Fungi; Ascomycota; Sordariomycetes; Hypocreales; Nectriaceae. The transcript is spliced from 4 exons.
AUGCCAGACAAGUACCUCGAGCUCUCGUUUGUCGGAGACAGCGUGUGGAAGGGCCAUUUCGGUCAUGACCUGAAAUUCAGGAUUGAUCGAUUAGGACCAUAUUUCAAAGUCAGCAAGCAUCAACCUCAGCAGGCAAUCCCUCUCCCUCAAGCACGACCAAUGGAACCCAGAAUCCCAACACAGCGAAGAGCCGCACCUACAGAUGUGAGAUUCAUCUUCUCGGCCACCUCACCGUCAACAACUUCACGGCUACUCAAGCACGACUCGGCGGCUGUUUCCGACGUGUUUCUAGUCAAGAAGCUGGCCGUCCAAUUUUUCUCUUACGACAUCACUGUCAAGGAACUACCCGACGACUUGACCGUUGGCAAGGUUGUUGAGGCGGUGUGCAAAGAUGACCUUUCAACAGAUGCAGUCACAGUGGCAGAGCAAGAGGAUACCCAGGCUCCGAAACCACCAGCCCUAUUACCUGGUCAUGUUACUCAAGCAAAUACGAAGGCGCCAGUGUCCAAAGUCAACCAUGAUUCCAAGGCCAUCACACCAGACGCUUGGCUCUUUGCGGAGAUUACCCUCCCAUCUGCCUCGAACAUCACUUCCAACGAUCGGCCCUUGAAUUCGAGCCUGGCUCUUGCUGCCAUCGACAGAGACCCAUCAAAUGCGUCCACUCAAUUGGAAACUGGGAAGCUCGUCCCUAAUAUCCUUCUUUACGCACGUGUUUUAAAGGACAAGAUCAAGACGGAGAGCUCCCGAAAGGUCCAAGUCGAGGACGCAACAUUGGAAAUCGAGUUUGCUCAAAAUCAGAAGCUUAAACUUGUUGUUGAUUUCUACUUUGAUGAGACUCGAACGUGGUACAUGCCUACGGCUGGUGGUCCGGCAUUGCGGGAACCGUUUAAGGAAAUGUUCGACGUCGAGCUCGUCCAGCUCGAUUCCCAGGUCGGUGGCCAUUCACUACCUCUGAAGCGGGAGACGAAGGAGCUUGAGGUCGAGUUCCAUCUCGAGGCAGCCAUCUAUCUCUUCAACCAGCCUUUCGAUCUACAUCUCGACAUUGGCCCCUCGAAAAACGAGGGUUUCAGCAUCUCGGCCGUAUACAAGAAGCCAUUGGAUCUUGAGAUUGUCAAACUCACAGGCCGCAAAGACCCUGAGAUGGGGAAAACAGAAGACGGACCUGCGAAUUCCGUCGACCCCUCACAGAAAACAGUCAACAACAACAAGACGACUACUUCUGCGAGUCUGGCUGUCACGGCCGGCCUGAGUAUCUUUAACUGUGACCCUAUUCCAGUCAAUAUGGGCUAUGAAUCAGGAACGAAGAGCUUCUUCGUGAGCGUAGCUUUACCGUUCAAUUUUCUAGGCGAUACCGAAGCGCAUUCCGUAACAUUCCGGUACAAGAAUGGAAAAUUGUCCUUUGACGGACUCAAGAUCAACGACGAGUUCGCAAACAAAAUCAAGGACUUCAAGGGCUUGAUGCAGAUAGGUUCCAACCGCAAGAAUGGCAAGAAGCCCGGUUGUGGUGAGCUCGUUGGCUGUGCCUGGAAGGCGGCCGUCCAAAGCCGAUGGAAGUUUGGCCUCAAGCUUCCUGAGGAGGAAUCAUCCCCAAACCAGAGCCCGCCGGCUCGAACCCGAACAUCGUGGGUGGCAACCACAAGAGCUUGUUGA